AUGGACCCACUGCGGGAUCCUCUGCACGACUCGGCCUUGGACGAGGCUCUGGCCGACACUGGCCCGGUGACCGCCUCGACUACGGCGGAAGCAGCCACGGGUGAGACGAGUGGUGGAGCUGCAGCUGAUGCUGGGGAAGAUGAGGCCUCUGAUGCGGGGUCGGCCUUGUCAACCUUGACGGCAGCACUGGCCGAGGCUGACCGGAGUCCCAGCCCUGACCGACGAGGACCUGGACCAUACGGCCCACCGCCGGCUGUUCCGAUGAGCCAUCCCUUGGCCAGGCUGUACAUUCCGGGCUUCGAAUCUGCGCGACCUCCAGCCUUGCCACAUGGUCCCCUAGGGGCUGCACAUAGGCAGCAACAGGCUACAUCGACUCCUGCAGGUUCCUCCUCGAGUGCCAGAGGUCCACCCACGACUCCGCACAUGCCAGGAGAACCGGAUGAUCCUCAUUGGCAGAGGGUCAUGGCGGUCAAUGUGCUGAACACCCUGCAACACACAGGCCCGGCGUUUGUUCAUGCCCCCACCUUGGCCACCGUGAAGUCCUGGAGCUCCUUGCGGAUCAUCCUUGAGGAGGCUACGGAGAUGGACGAGGUUUGCUGUCAGAGAGUUGACCCGCAAGACCUCAAUAAUCCUCUGCACAUGGGCGGUCUCUCCGGGGCGGGAGAGGAUGCUGGCACUGGACACGACGAUGAUGAGGAUGGCCCAGCCGCCGAGGAGGGGGAAGAGGAGUCAGACCACUCCCCGGACGACGACCAGGAUGAGGCACCAGAUGAGUAUGGCCCGGCAGGCCCCACCCGAGCAUCCGAUGCAGGGACUACGGCUACCCCGGGGCGUGCAGCAUCCGACGGCUUGGCGGACCCCAUGGAUGCCUUGAUGGGGCCAGCCCCAGGAGACCCGCUGCACAUGAUCCAUCCGGUCACAGACGCCACGGCAUCCGAGAACCCUUUUUCAACGAGGCCUGGAGAUUGGGUCUAUGAAGCCGACGACGUGUCCUUUAAUCUAAGUGCGGCUCAUCGCUGUUUGGAGGAGACCCGGCGCACUGUUGCAGCCCUACGCGAAGGCCAGACUCGGACACGGCAGACAG
Molecule: messenger RNA, 1084 nt
Organism: Symbiodinium necroappetens
Lineage: Eukaryota; Dinophyceae; Suessiales; Symbiodiniaceae
Source: the annotation of a GenBank genome assembly